Messenger RNA from Eublepharis macularius, 1400 nucleotides. It is a transcript of the gene SACK1A, whose product is annotated as family with sequence similarity 83 member A. Bases 33 to 1367 code for a protein of 444 amino acids. The record is from RefSeq and is a predicted model, not a curated record. The transcript has 4 exons. Gene Ontology annotation, biological process: epidermal growth factor receptor signaling pathway. Lineage: Eukaryota; Metazoa; Chordata; Lepidosauria; Squamata; Eublepharidae.
UUCACUCUACCGUAUGAGCCUGGCGAGGAAUCAUGAACCGAUCGAAGCACACGGGCAAGAUCCGGAGGCGACUGGAGGAGGUCAAGAACGGGUCCUUCCGACUGACCAAAGCAGAUUUUAGCCACAAUGAGAGCGUGCGGCUGGCCACUGACGCCCUCUUGGAUGGUGGCAUCCAGUCCUACUUCAAGGCCUUGGAGGAAGAGGGAGAAGUGGAUUUUCUGUCUUCGGUGGAAGCUCAGUACAUCAAGAGGAAUGCCAAAGAACCUUACUACGCCAGCGACAUGCAUGCCGACGGAGAAACUGGACCACGGCAGACGAACGAUGCCAGGUCCAUGGAGUCAGGAACUUAUUUCCCGUUCAAUUCGGAAAGCAGCGAACCAGCCCUUCUUCAUACAUGGGGUGCAACAGAAAAGCCCUACCUGAAAGAGAAGUCGAGCGCCACGGUGUAUUUCCAAACGGAUAAGAACAGCAAUAUUCGAGACAUCAUACGCCGGUGCAUUAGCAAGACCAGCCAGGUAUUGGCUAUUUUGAUGGAUGUGUUCAGUGAUACUGAGAUAUUCUGCGAUAUCUUAGAAGCAGCAAACAAGCGUAGGGUCUUUGUCUACCUGCUGCUUGACCACAGCAACCUCAAGCUCUUCACCGAGAUGUGCGACAAACUGCAUGUCACGGAGGGUCACUUCAAGAAUAUUUCCGUGCGAAGUGUUACCGGAGAAGUUUAUUGUGCUAAAUCAGGCCGGAAAUUCUCAGGGCAAAUCCAAGAAAAAUUCAUCAUCUCGGACUGGAGAUACGUUCUGUCUGGAUCAUACAGCUUCACGUGGCUGUGCGGCCAGGUUCAUCGCAACUUCCUCUCCAAGUUCACAGGCCAAGUGGUCGAGCUGUUUGACGAGGAGUUCCGGCACCUCUACGCCACAUCCAAGCCUGUGGCGGGGCUGAAGUCCCCAUCGCAUCCCUCGUUCUUGCUCAACAACAGCAUGGCAGCUACCCAGGGCAGCCUCACCAGCAGCAGCAGCAGCAGCAGCCGAGAAAGCAACCACAACCCAUCAGAUUUGUUCACCUGCCCGUCGAACAACAACACCUUGCCCCGCAAGCCACCUCCCAGGACUCCCGUUUACAACGGUCACCCACCAUCCCAGUCUCCGCUCAACAGAGUCCACUCUUUCCACGGCUACACCACGUUCAUGACAACCCCACCACAGAGCAGUAUCCAGGUCAACUACUACCAGCGACAGUAUAUCACUGAUUCACCGGCGGUCGUUUACAACAACGUGAACCUCUACAGACCCACGAGAAUCAGACCGGAGGAGGUCAACAGGGCUCAGCUGAACCCGGUCUGGAGGUGCCUUCACAAAGCAAACCUGAUUAGAUGAUUGGGGAGUGGGGUUUAGUUACCUUUUAUACCG